UUUUUUGAAUAAAACAAAGAAGCAUCAACCCAUGUGUUGGCUUUUUGUUGCCACUCAUUUUGUGACACUGUUACUUCAACUGUCUAUCUCAUGUAUUUCUGUAUCAUUUUCUCUCUCUCUUCCCAAAACCUUAUCCCAGAGCGAGUGAAUUCUUGAUAUUACAGGUGAUGAUCUUGCAGCAUCUGCCGUUUCCUUUAGCCAUCUUUUUUUCCUUCUUCUACCUAUUCUGUAACCGGAUCAUACGAUUGAAACUUCUUAUGGUUUAAUUGUUUUGGUUUCAGAUGCAGAGUUGAUCAUUUUUGUGAGGUUUGACUUGAUCGUUUCUGCAGAAUAUUUUUUGAACAGAGCAAAUGAUUAAUGAGUGCUGAGUUGGAGCGUUACUGAUAAUGUGAAUACUAUAGAAAUCAAAUCAGAUAAAAAUACACCGCACGUGUGUUCUUGAUCUGGGGUUUCUCAAUCUCGUCGAAAUUCCACCCAAGAUUCCACCGCCGACACAGAAAUCUUGAUCUUGAUCUGGGUUUUUGCAAGAGAAAAAGGGGGGUUUAAUUAAUUUGAUGGAAGCUAAGCCGCAGAAGCAGAUAAAGAAGCAGCUAACGGGGAAAAGGGAUGAUUCAGCUCUGCAUUCAGCUGCGAGAGAAGGGAAUUUGGAGGUGGUGGUUGAGAUCAUCAAUGGCUGCGGCGGCGGAGGAGAGGAGCUCAUUGAGCUGCUGUCGAAGCAGAACCAGUCCGGCGAAACCGCCCUUUACGCAGCGGCGGAGUGCGGCCACGUUGAGCUGGUUGAGGAGAUGAUCAAGCACUAUGAUGUUGGCUUUGCAGCCUUGAAGGCUAAGAAUGGUUUUGAUGCCUUUCAUAUCGCUGCCAAGAUGGGCAAAUUAGGAGUGUUGAAGGCUCUGAUGGAGGCGGAUCCUGAGCUGCUGGCGACGGUGGACCAAUCGAACACGACGGCGUUGCACACGGCGGCAGCGCAAGGGCACGUUGAGGUGGUGAGUUUCCUGUUGGAGAGGAAUAGCAGUCUUGCCACAAUAGCAAGAAACAAUGGGAAAACGGCACUGCAUUCUUCAGCGAGAUACGGCCAUUUGGAGGUGGUGAAGGCCAUUCUACGGAAAGAGCCCGGGAUCGCCACGUGGCAAGACAAGAAGGGCCAGACGGCCCUUCACAUGGCCGUCAAGGGCACCAGCACUCAUGUCGUCGAUGACCUCAUCGCCGCCGAUUCUGCUCUUCUAACAAUGCAGGAUGCCAAGGCCAAUACCGCAUUGCAUAUAGCCACAAGAAAGGCUCGACCGCAGAUUCUGGAAGCUCUGCUCAAACACAAAGAGCUAAACAAAGAAGCCAUCAACAAAUCAGGGGAGACCGCCUUGGACACGGCCGAGAAGACCGGGCAUUCGGCGGUGGUGGCCCUCCUGCAGCAGUCCGGCGUGAAGAGCGCGAAAUCCCUGUCGCCGCCGAGCGCGGCGCGGCAGCUGAAGCAGACGGUGAGCGACAUCAAGCACGAGGUGCACGACCAGCUGCAGCACACGCGGCAGACGAGGCGGCGGGUGCGCGGCAUCGCCAAGCGCCUCGGGAAGAUGCAGUCGGAGGGCCUCAACAACGCCAUCACCUCCACCACGGUGGUGGCCGUGCUGAUCGCCACGGUGGCGUUCGCGGCCAUCUUCACGCUGCCGGGGCAGUACGCGGAUGACCGGAAGAAUGUCCCCAAGGGGCUCUCCCUCGGGGAGGCCAACAUCGCCCCCAAUGUGGAAUUCACCAUCUUCCUGAUAUUCGACUCGCUGGCGCUCUUCAUAUCGCUGGCGGUGGUGGUGGUGCAGACGUCGGUGGUGGUGGUGGAGAGGCGGGCGAAGAAGCAGAUGAUGGCGGUCAUCAACAAGCUCAUGUGGCUGGCCUGCACGUUCGUGUCGGUGGCGUUCCUGGCGCUGUGCUACAUCAUAGUGGGGGAGGAGGAGCGGUGGCUGGCGGUGGGGGUGACGGUGAUUGGGAGCUUGAUCAUGGCAACCACGCUGGGGACGCUCUGCUAUUGGGUGGUGAUGCAUAGGAUUGAGGCCUCCAACCUCAGGAGGUCAGCUAGAAACAGCCGCUCACAGUCGUGGUCGGUGUCGGUCAUGUCCGACUCCGACGCCGCCGAGGAAGCCUGCAAUAAGCUCUAUGCUCUCUGAUAAAUUCAUCAUAUAUAAUACUAUCAUAUUGCUUCCCUUCUCUUCUUCUUACUUUCUGUUUCCAACAAUUUAAAAAGAUAUUGGUGGGCAGACGUACAAUAAUAGUAAUUUGGUGGUGGAACUAAA
Salvia miltiorrhiza (redroot sage) is the source of this 2276-nucleotide messenger RNA. Its product is annotated as ankyrin repeat-containing protein At5g02620-like. The coding region runs from base 555 to 2150 and encodes 531 amino acids. NCBI's taxonomy places the organism in Eukaryota, Viridiplantae, Streptophyta, Magnoliopsida, Lamiales, Lamiaceae. Gene Ontology annotation, molecular function: protein phosphatase regulator activity; protein phosphatase 1 binding. Gene Ontology annotation, cellular component: plasma membrane. The record is from RefSeq and is a predicted model, not a curated record. The transcript is spliced from 3 exons.